This is a messenger RNA of Bicyclus anynana (squinting bush brown), 2163 nucleotides long. RefSeq names its product acyl-CoA desaturase-like. Gene Ontology annotation, cellular component: endoplasmic reticulum membrane. The record is from RefSeq and is a predicted model, not a curated record. Gene Ontology annotation, biological process: unsaturated fatty acid biosynthetic process. NCBI's taxonomy places the organism in Eukaryota, Metazoa, Arthropoda, Insecta, Lepidoptera, Nymphalidae. The transcript has 6 exons. Bases 54 to 1229 code for a protein of 391 amino acids. Gene Ontology annotation, molecular function: stearoyl-CoA 9-desaturase activity; iron ion binding.
UUGUCUUCGUCACUAGUAGUCAUUAAGCUUUUGGUCACAAGACCAACUCAAAUAUGACGUCAUUCGAUAGUUUCCGUAAAAGUGAUUUUGAAAAAAUGAAAUAUAACAAUGAUAGUGUUCCAGAAAAGUUCAUUCUUAGUAAACGGAUAGGAACCGACCCGAAUUACAAACAUGAAAUAGUGUGGAAGAAUGCUAUUGGAUUUUUGGUGUUGCACCUGUUGGCUAUAUGGGGGUUUUUAAUAAUUUUAACGGGAGGUAUCACCUUUAAAACAUUUUUGUGGAUUCUGUUAACGGCAUUCUUUUCAUCGGAAGGUGUGACGAUUGGUGCUCACAGACUUUUCGCUCACAAUACAUUUACAGCAACUCCUGUUUUAAAGUUUUUUCUUAUAGUGGGUCAGACAAUGGCUGGACAGAACUCUGUCUUCAUUUGGUCUCGCGACCACCGUCUUCAUCACCGCUACGCAGACACUGAUGGUGACCCUCACAACUCAAAGAGGGGGUUUUUCUUCUGUCAUAUGGGGUGGUUAAUGAUGAAGAAACAUCCAUACGUCCUCGGCUUGGGAAAGAGAAUAGACAUGAGCGACUUGCAAGCUGACUGGAUGGUUAUGUUACAGAAAAAGUACUACUACUACUUAUACUUUGUAUUCGCCGUAUUCAUUCCCGUGUUCGUGCCAUGCUAUUAUUUCGGGGAGACGUUGAGGACCAGUUUACUGACUUGUUACCUCUUCCGGUAUGUGGCUCAAUUGAAUGGCACAUGGCUCGUUAACAGUGCUGCACAUCUUUAUGGCACGAGACCCUAUGACAAAAAACUGCAGCCAGUAGAGUCUUGGUUUGUCUCGUUUAUCAGCCUUGGCGAAGGAUGGCAUAACUACCAUCACGCUUUCCCAUGGGACUACAAAGCUGCUGAGCUCAGCAUGCAUUUCAACCAGUCAGCAAGCUUUAUUAGGUUCUUCGAAAAAGUUGGGCUUGCUUCAGAUCUCAAAUCUGCUUCACCGGAAAUGGUAAAAAGAAGAGCUAUGAAAACAGGUGAUGGAACACAUUACGAACUGGGCAAUGAUAAAGAUCGGAAUGCAGUAACAGCUGUAGGAUUUUUGCAUCCUCUGAAUCCGUCAUACAAUGUAGUAUACUCAGCACCUGACGCCGUGCUAGAAGAUAAAGGACUACCUUUGUACCAUGAGAAUGAUGUAUUUGAUCCAAACGUAGUAAAAAGGAAAACUGGCGCUGCAUAAAUAGCUAGGCCUGUAGCCAUGUGGCACGCCGAUUCUCUUUCUACAAACGCUUACGCUUCGAAAACUACUAAAAAAAUCAUGGGAAUGACAUUCACUAUCGACAGGUCGCGUGAUCAAGUUCUCUUUUUUUUAUUCUCUACAAUUUAGCCCUAGACUACAAUCUCACUUGAUGGUAAGUGAUGAUGCAAUCUAUGAUGGAAACGGCUAACUUGUUAGGAGCAAGAUGAAAAGCCAUACCCCUUUCUGUUUCUACAAGACAUCGUACCGGAACGCUAAAUCGCUUAGCGGUGCGUCUUAGCCGGUAGGGUGGUAACUAGCCACGGCCGAAGUCUCCCACUAGCCAGACCUGAACCAAUUAAGAAAACCUCAAACAGCCCAGCCGGGGAUCGAGUCCUGGACCAUGGUUAUCCACUUAAUCAUGGUUAAAUCCACUCGCAUGCUACUGCGCCACGGAGGUCGUCAAAAUGUCGAUUAGAUCUGUCAUUCCCAUACAUUUAGUUUUUAGAGCGUUAGCGUUUGUAGAAUCGACGUUCCACAUGGCUAAGGCCUGAUGGCUUAAGGACUUUAGUUGCAUGUAUAUAUUGAAUGUAUGUAAGAAUGUGAUGAUUAAAAUGUGAAUGAGAGAUUAAUUUCGAUGUCUAAUGUAUUUUGGGAAAUGAACAACAUGAUCUAUUUAUAAGUAAUUAGUGAUUGCAGACAAUAAAAGAGAAAACCGUGAUAGCUAAGUGGAUAUAACCUCUGUCUUCGAUUCGAAGGGUGUUGGUUCGAAUUUUCAUUUUCGGUUCAGUUGUGUGCAUUUUAAGUAAUUAAAUUUCACUAGUCUCAAACGGUGAAGGAAAACAUCGUUUUCACAACAAAAAUUUUCUAAAUUCUCUACGUGUGUGAAGUCUGCCACAUUGAAUCAGCAUGGUGGAUUAUUGUCCUAACCUCUCUC